This is a messenger RNA of Phalacrocorax carbo (great cormorant), 2552 nucleotides long. The record is from RefSeq and is a predicted model, not a curated record. Lineage: Eukaryota; Metazoa; Chordata; Aves; Suliformes; Phalacrocoracidae.
AACGGUUUAUUAGGAAACAGGCGGUCGCUGAUCCUGAAUAAACACAUAACGUGGCGCGUGGCUCCAAGCCGGGUUCUGGUUCGGCGUGUCCCACUUGGGGAAGGCGGUGGUGGCAUGGGCUCGCGGGGAGCAAGGUGGCAGGAGGAACCCGGAGCUCUCUUCUUCUGUUAUCAGGCCAGCCCCAGCGUGUCCCCGCUGCUUAUCAGUCCUGGCAGAGCCGCCGCGCUGAGCCUCCAUACAUCCUGCCUCUGGCGCACAGGGGCCGGCCCCGCUGCCUCCCGUUUGCACAUAUAGAGGGGCCGGGACACGCGUCGUUAUGCGCGUGAACGAGGCAGGACCGUUGCGGUCGGCACAGCGAAGAGAGGCAAUGCUGGACCUCGUUAUUCUGAGCCUCCAUUUCUUCAUCUGCUUUCUCAUCUCCGUUGCCAUCUGGUAUGGACCUAAGUGUUUUAAGGAUGCAGAUCCAUGCAGCUCAAGCACAGGAACAGUUGAAACAUCACCGGAUGGUCUUAUAUUUAUUGGCAAAGAAGAUGACAUAAAGAGGUCCCGACGAGUAACGGCCAAAGUCGAUGGCAGAGAAGUUGUUGUUUUCUACCAUGAAGGGAAAUUUCAUGCUAUGGACUCUCGCUGCUACCAUGAAGGAGGCCCUUUACGUCUUGGAGAAAUAGAGGAUAUCAACGGUCAAGCGUGUAUUGUUUGUCCUUGGCAUAAGUAUAAAAUCACUUUGGAAACAGGAGAAGGAUUAUAUGAAGCAAUCAACCCUUUGGAGCCAUCACCAACACCACAGUGGCAAUCAAAGGGAGUCAAACAAAGGAUUCAUAAAGUCACAAUAGACAAUGGAAAUGUUUAUGUGAGUCCUCCAGAUCUGUCUGUAAGCUUUGACUCUGAUUAUUUUGCUGAGAAGUACAAAAAUAAUGGCGAUUUAGCUAUGGAAAAACAAAGCAACUCACAAGUGGCAGAGUGAGCUGCGGCCAGAAAGCAGAAUCCCUGUGAAUGCACCAACGAAGAACUAUUGUUGUGAGAUAAAAAUGUAUUGUGGCCAUAAAGAUUGCCUCCAGAUUAAACUCUAGUGUUAAUGUUGUGUUAAAGCAUUGAAACACGUAGAAUUGAGUAAGAUAAGAAGCUCUGCAUUGUCAAAAAUGUGACUGAUCUUGUGCCAAUGAUUUUUUCUUUUUUUUGUCACUUGCCUUUCAAAAAGACUUAUUUACAGCAGAGUGCUUCAUAAUAUUUGAUAUUUUAGAAAUCCUGUUUUCCUAGAAUUGUUUUAAUUUUUAGGAGGGAAUGUAGUACAUUACUGCUUAUAAAAGACAUUAGAGAGACUAGAGCAAAUAGUUAGGUGUAAAGGUUAUGUUUAUAUACCCAAACAGUUUAUACUUCUGAUGCCUUUAGUAUAAAUGACAUGGGAAUUUUUAACUUUUUAGAUAAGCGAGCAAUCUCUGGGUGUUUAUUAAGUGCCACAACGAGAAACACAAAAGUUGUCUGUAUUUUAGUGACCUUCUUUACGCCUAUUUGUGUAUUACUACUGUGAUUCUGAGGUAGUAUUUAUGCUCCCUUUCAUUGAACUCCUUGUGGUAGUUCAUCAAAUAUCGUGACGAGCAUUUGUCGUGGAUACUUGUGCUUCCUGAGUCUCCUGGAUAUGAAAGAAGCUGUUGUGUAUAAAAACAUGAUCCAUAACGUAGUGGCUCUUGUUUGGUUGGUUUUAUUUAUGGUAAAUAUGUUUUUAUACUUUAGAAUUAUGAACCUUUGAAAAAAUGUACUUCCAUUUUAGAGCCAAAAGUUGGGUUUCUCUAUGUACGAUACCAGAUUUGCCGCAAGAACCCCUCCGAGAAGUUUCCCCCCAAGCUGUGCUGUACGAGGGGCAAACUGGGCUCUGGGACACAGUGGGUUCUCCUUCCCAGCCUGCAGCGUCUGGGGUACGGAGAUGCUUGCAUGGCUGCCGUUCUUCCAGGUGUAUUUUUGGGUGAUUUGUUGGCAUUUGCAAAGUUUGGCCAUAAUCAGGGUUGGUGUGAAGUUGCCUGGUCUGUGAGUUUCUCUCCUGCGUGCAGUGGGUUCUCUUGCUUUUGAUGUAUCUGGGGGAUAAAUAGGUCUGUGUCAACUCGGUUCCUAUAAAUGUAUUUAAAAGUAGUGAGGCAUAGGGAGGUAUCAGAGCAAAACUUCUGUGCCCGACUGAUCACAAUGAAAAAAGCAAAGCACACAAUCAAUUUAUUUCACUGCAUUUAAAUUUAGAUUGAUUUUAAAUUUAUUUAAAUUGAUUUUAAUUUAGCUGCCCACCUCUGAUCAUGCCUUUUUAUACAGUUCCUGUGGUUGAUAGGGAGAAGUGACACCUUCAAGGUGCUGUUGAGCUGACCUGUUUCAGCUUUGUAUUUUAGAAGAACUACAGCAUGGAAACGCUCUCCUCCUCCUCCUCCUCCUCCUCCUCCUUUUGCUGACCACUCAGCCAGCCAGCGCCGACGAGACCAGGUGCAAACGCCUGCCUUCUGUCAGAUGAAUCACAGUUUGAUCAUCUGCUAGAAAAUGCUGUUGUUUACUGACCAGUUCUGUGGGAUUUAUUG